Molecule: messenger RNA, 5637 nt
Organism: Xenopus tropicalis (tropical clawed frog)
Lineage: Eukaryota; Metazoa; Chordata; Amphibia; Anura; Pipidae
Gene: eif3a
Product: eukaryotic translation initiation factor 3 subunit A
Biological process (GO): formation of cytoplasmic translation initiation complex; cytoplasmic translational initiation
Cellular component (GO): cytoplasm; eukaryotic 43S preinitiation complex; eukaryotic translation initiation factor 3 complex
Molecular function (GO): translation initiation factor activity; RNA binding
Source: RefSeq, marked provisional
GGCGUGGCGGACAUGCUGCAGCUGCACUAACCGGGCCCGCCAUUACCCGCCGCAAUGCCGGCCUACUUCCAGCGCCCAGAGAACGCCCUCAAGCGGGCUAACGAGUUCCUUGAGGUUGGUAAGAAGCAACCAGCCCUUGACGUUUUAUACGACGUGAUAAAGAGCAAAAAGCACCGAACAUGGCAGAAAAUUCACGAGCCGAUUAUGCUCAAGUACCUGGAGCUCUGCGUGGAUCUGCGCAAGAGUCACCUGGCCAAGGAGGGCCUGUACCAGUACAAGAACAUCUGCCAGCAGGUUAACAUCAAGUCAUUAGAAGAUGUCGUUCGCGCUUACCUUAAGCUGGCCGAGGAGAGGACGGAAGCGGCGAAAGAGUCUUCUCAGCAGAUGGUGUUGGACAUUGAAGAUCUUGAUAAUAUUCAGACUCCUGAAAGUGUUCUGCUGAGCGCUGUUAGCGGUGAGGACACUCAGGACCGUACGGAUCGGCUGCUUCUGACUCCUUGGGUGAAGUUCCUUUGGGAGUCAUACAGACAGUGCUUGGACCUGCUCAGGAACAACUCCAAAGUAGAGCGUCUUUACCAUGACAUUGCUCAGCAAGCCUUCAAGUUCUGUCUGCUCUACACCCGAAAAGCCGAGUUCCGCAAGCUGUGCGACAAUCUCCGGAUGCAUCUGAGCCAGAUCCAGCGCCACCAUAACCAGAGCACUGCCAUUAACCUGAACAACCCCGAGAGCCAGUCCAUGCACUUGGAAACCAGGCUGGUUCAGCUGGACAGUGCCAUCAGUAUGGAGCUCUGGCAGGAAGCCUUCAAAGCUGUUGAGGAUAUACACGGGCUUUUCGCCUUAUCUAAGAAGCCUCCAAAACCCCAGCUGAUGGCAAAUUAUUACAAUAAAGUCUCCACGGUGUUCUGGAAGUCCGGAAACACACUGUUCCACGCCUCCACCCUGCACCGACUGUAUCACCUCUCCCGGGAAAUGAGAAAGAAUCUGACCCAAGAGGAAAUGCAGAGGAUGUCUACGAGGGUCCUGCUGGCUACUCUUUCCAUCCCCAUAACCCCCGAGCGCACCGAUAUCGCUCGUCUCCUGGAUAUGGACGGUAUCAUUCUAGAGAAACAGCGGCGCUUGGCUACUUUGCUAGGACUGCAAGCUCCUCCCACUCGCGUCGGACUGAUUAACGAUAUGGUGCGGUUUAAUAUGCUGCAGUACGUGGUUCCCGAGGUGAAGGAGUUGUACAACUGGUUGGAAAUGGAUUUCCACCCACUCAAACUCUGCACCCGCGUCACCAAGGUGUUGGACUGGGUAAAAGAACAAGCCGAGAAAGAGCCUGAGCUGCAGCAGUAUGUCCCUCAGCUACAGAGCAACACCAUUCUGCGCCUUCUGCAGCAGGUGGCACAGCUCUAUCAGACCAUCGAGUUCUCCCGGCUCGCCUCCCUCGUGCCCUUUGUGGAUGCCUUUUUGCUGGAGCGUGCCAUUGUGGAUGCUGCAAGGCACUGCGAUUUGCAAGUGCGUAUAGAUCACUCUUCUCGUACGCUAAGCUUCGGGUCGGAUUUGAAUUAUUCCACGCGGGAGGAUGCACCCUUCGGGCCGUUCCUGCAGAACAUGCCUUCCGAGCAAAUCCGGAACCAGCUGACUGCAAUGUCUUGCGUCCUUUCCAAGGCUGUAGGCGCCAUUAAACCUGCUCACGUGCUGCAAGAGAAGGAGGAACAGCACCAGAUCGCUAUCACGGCCUACCAGAAGAACUCCCGGAAGGAACACCAGCGCAUCCUCGCCCGUCGCCAGACUAUAGAAGAGCGUAAGGAACGCCUGGAGAACCUGAACAUCCAGCGAGAGAAAGAAGAGAUGGAGCAGAAGGAAGCAGAGCUCCAGAAAGUGCGCAAAGCAGAGGAGGAGAGGCUGCGCCAGGAGGCCAAAGAGAGAGAGAAGGAGCGCAUUUUGCAGGAGCAUGAGCAAAUCAAAAAGAAAACCGUGCGAGAGCGGCUGGAGCAGAUCAAAAAGACUGAGCUUGGUGCUAAAGCUUUUAAGGACAUUGAUAUAGAAAAUCUUGAAGAACUGGAUCCAGACUUCAUUAUGGCUAAACAGGUGGAGCAGUUGGAGAAGGAAAAGAAAGAGUUACAAGAACGUCUGAAGAAUCAGGAAAAGAAGAUUGACUACUUCGAAAGAGCAAAACGCUUGGAAGAGAUUCCCCUGCUGAAGAAAGCUUAUGAGGAGCAGAGAAUCAAUGACAUGGAGCUGUGGGAACUGCAGGAGGAGGAAAGGAUCAGCACCUUACUGUUGGAGCGAGAGAAGGCCGUAGAACACAAGAACAGGAUGUCGAGGAUGGUGGAGGACAAAGACUCAUUCGUUUCUAAGCUCAAAGCCUCCCGUCAGUCUUUGUAUGAGGCGAAACUAAAACAGUUUCAGGAGAGGCUAGCAGAGGAAAAGGCAGCGCGUCUCGAGGAGAGAAAGAGAGAGCGCAAAGAAGAAAGGAGAGUUAAUUAUUACAGAGACAAGGAAGAGGAGGAAGAGAGACUGAGAGAGGAGCAACUUAAACAGGAGCGUGAAGAGCAAGAGAAAGUCGAGAACGAGAAGAGAGAAGCAGAACAGCGCGACUAUCAAGAGCGACUGAAGAAACUGGAAGAGCAAGAACGCAAGAAGCGCCAGCGAGAGCUCGAAAUUGAAGAGCGGGAAAGGAAGCGCGAGGAGGAAAGGCGGGGCGGGGAUGAUACCUUCAGGAAGGAUUCUUCUCGCUGGGGAGAACGAGAGGAAAGUGGAUGGAGAAGAGGUGCAGACCCAGAUGAACGCAAGCAGGUUCCUCCAGAAAGGGACUGGCGUAGGGGUGGGCCUGAUUCGAAGCCGGUAAUAAAUGAAGAUGCCUCAAACAGAGAGGAAGAUGAGAAUGCCGCUUUGAGGAAGGAUGAAGAACAGGUGUCUAGUCGUGCCUUUGAAGAAAAGGUUUCACUGCCCGAUGCUGAUGAAGAAAAAGGAGGUUCUUGGCGAGAUGAAGAUCGUGGUCCAAAACGGGGUCUUGAAGAAGAUCGAGGACCCAGACGUGGUAUUGAUGAUGCAGGCCCUAGGAGAGGAUUUGAGGAGGACAGAGGGCCACGCCGUGGAAUAGAAGAUGACAGAGCUCCAAGGAGAGGCUUUGAUGAUGACAGAGGCCCUAGGAGAGGCUUUGAUGAUGAUAGAGGUCCUAGACGCGGCUUUGAUGAAGACCGAGGCCCAAGGCGUGGCAUCGAUGACGAUCGUGGUCCUAGACGAGGCUUUGAUGAAGAUAGAACACCACGCCGUGGCUUUGAUGAUGACCGUGGGCCAAGGAGAGGAUUUGAUGAUGACAGAGGCCCUAGGCGUGGCUUUGAUGAAGAUCGUGGUCCAAGGAGGGGCUUUGAGGAUGAUCGUGGUCCAAGGAGAGGCUUUGAGGAUGACCGCGGUCCAAGGCGGGGCUUUGAGGAUGACCGCGGUCCAAGGCGGGGCUUUGAGGAUGACCGCGGUCCAAGGCGGGGCUUUGAAGAUGACCGCGGUCCUCGACGUGGUUUUGAUGAGGAUCGUGGUCCUCGUCGGGGCUUUGAAGAUGAUCGAGGUCCCCGCCGUGGCUUUGAUGAGGACCGGACUCCUCGCCGUGGUUUUGAUGAUGAUCGCGGUCCAAGACGUGGCUUGGAUGAAGACCGCGGAUCCUGGCGGGGUGGGGACGAUGUCCCCAGGCGUGGAGCUGAUGAUGACAGAGGCCCUAGACGUGGAGCUGAUGAUGACAGAGGCCCCAGGCGCGGAGAGGACAGAGACCAGACACCCUGGAAACCUAUGGCAGCAAGCCGCCCAGGGGGCUGGCGAGAGCGAGAGAAAGCCCGGGAAGACAGCUGGGGUCCUCCCCGUGAUUCUCAGGCGCCUGAAGAGCGUGAAUGGAGUCGGCAAGGAGAAGACAGCGAAAAGGACUCUGAGCGAGACAGGCGCCCAGUCAGGGAGGAGUCUGCGUGGCGGCGGGGAGGAGACAAUAGCGAAACGCCAAGGAAACCCUCCCCGGGCGACUCAGACAGAAAAGACGACAGUGAUAAGAAACGACCUCCUAAAACAGAUGAAGCGAACCCAUGGCGACGAGGGGAAGACAAAGACAGCCGGGAAGAAGAGCGCGGCACCCCCCGGCGAGCCCCUGCAGCUGACAGGGAAAAAUCUGCUUGGCGCACAGAAAAGAAAGAGGAAAAGGACACCCCUCGCCGCAUCAAACCUGAAACAGAUGAGGACGGGUGGACAACAGUGCGGCGUUAGGCAGACAGCCGUAUUCUGAUUGGCCAGGCUUGGCAUUAUGUGGGUUAGCAUUCUUCUUCCAGUCAAAUAUCCCCAACAUUCUGUGUGCUCUAAUGUGACCCUCUGCAUCUCUCUCUGCUCCUGUACCCAAUUCCGCCACUUGGUAUUUGGCAUAAAUCCUUUGUUCUCUAGAGGAAGCAGCAGUCAGCGCUCAGAUCUGCCCCCUUUAUUCCCGUUAUUCACCAACAGCAUCAAACAUUAAAUACCCCCCCUGAGUGCUCUCCGUACCUGCACACCUGGCACAUACCCCUGGCACCAAUGAACUGCCCCUUUAAAACCACAUUGUAGGGGUUUUUUUUCUGGUACAUUCUGUUCAAUAAAGUUAUUCUGAGCACUGCAGGUUUUUUCCUUCACACACGUUCACGGUUUCAAAGUGUGAUUGGAUGACAGUGUUAAGUUAUUUCAUUAGUUAGAAGUGUUCAUGACUAAACCAGGACCAAGAAACAAGUUGCCUAUAUAUUGGCCUCUGUCCCUUUUAAAUUGUGGCCUAGACUAAAUCAUAUAAUCCUAUUGGUUAAUGGCGGAGCCUGCAGCCCUCCCAUCCCCAAUCACUGAAAUCCAAAUCAGUGUUUUUGGGCGCUGCUACACAAUAGAAUAUUUGGGGGGGUCCAUAUGGAUCUCUUUGAGGGCCCCACAGGCUUCCACUUGGACAGCCCUGCGCUGUACCAACCACCCAGGUUGGGUCCCAUUCUGUCCCAGUAGCCUAACCUUAUGGCCAGCAGGGCGGCGCAGCCUCUGCCACUUGUACAGAGAAACAGUGGAUUGUUAGGGUCACGCUGUUUCAUCCAAUGAAACGAAAGCUUAUUUUUCAGGCCAAUGAACUUACUCAUACCUCAGUUGUAAAAUGUAACCAGGUUAAAGGCUAAAGGUGAGGUCACAUGAUCCUGAAGGCGACCCCCCCCCUUCUCUCUCUGUAUCGCUGCCCACAACGCAAAGCCUGCUCUACUUCAUUGGUUUGUAAUAAAGCUAAGUGACCCUUGUACUUACCCCAGAUGGAAAACUACAACUCCCAUCAUCCAAAGGCUAGGUGCUGGGAUGUUGAAGCUGCAGGGGCUGCAUGUUGGCUCCAUAUUACACCUGUAUGAGUCGCGUGCUACAGUGCAGUGUCGGGGCUGACAUUUUGCUACGACUGUCGCCCAACUAUCACUUUUUUUUUUUCUUUCUUUUUUAGUCUCUAUGGAAAUGUCCUAUUUAAAUAAAGCGAGUGUAGUAGGAGGAAUUUUUACCCUUUCUAUAUCUUUUUCUCAUAAAAAGCUGCAUUACUCUGUCAGGGUUAAGGAACAUCCGGUUGUGCUGUACGGCAACGCAUUUCGGCCAACACAGGACUUGUUGCUGCUUAUUGUAUGGAAAAUAAAGUACUUAUACGAA